ACCUGCAGCGGCAGCUCUCACCGCCGCCUCUGCUCUCUGCUCGGCUGUUACAGAGCCGCGUCUCCCCUCAGCUUCCAUGGAGGAUGAGUAGAAACAGUCAAACUCUUUUCUAACGAAGAAUAGCGUCUAUUUAUCUCUAUGUUUUAUCUUCUAUUGUCGUCUGGGACUCGCUCGUGCUGGCUGAACGUUGGUAGUGACGUGCUGCGGUGAACGUUAGCAUCGUCAGGAACUUUCCAAAACACAGUUAGCUAACCUGCUGCUUGAACCUGAACGUAGUGAGUGUGUUUUAAUAUUUGAACAGCUGUUUAAAGGUCCUACACUCAUAUCUCCGUGGAUGUUGUGUUGGCUGACGCGUGUGCAGACCUCCAUUAAGGAUUGCAGCACUGGGAUGAUUUUGAUGGAGUGAGACACCGCUGUCGAGGCAGAUCUACAAGAAAGCUGAUCUACAUAUCUGGGUUGAAGUAGCAACUUGGAAUCCUCUCACCUGCAUUCAAACCCUGAACUGAACUGAACUUUGAGAUGGAUGGAAUAGACACCUUGCAGAGCUCGGCCCCAGAGACCAAGGCUGAGCGGAUUGCCCGGUACAAGGCAGAAAGGAGGAGGGAGCUCGCCGAGCGCUAUGGCAACACAGAUGAAUUCACAUCCAAAUAUGUCCGUAGGGACAGGAAAAUUGGAGACAUAUCCGAAACAGUGUCUUCAGAAACCAAGGAGAAAGGAAAAUAUGAGGAUAAUGGAUCGGAGCACACAUACACCAGGAGGGGGCUGAGGAAUAAAGUAGCAGAACCUGUGGAGCACACUGAUGAUGAGCCCGCCCAGGAAAAAGAGGCUACCACUCACCUCAAAGCAGACACAGUUUUAUCCUCUAAAUCCGAAGCUGUCUCCUCCUUAAAGACAUCCUCUCACUUGAGGCUGCUGGAAACUGAUGACACAGAGGAGCCAAAGGUUGACGAGAAGCCUGUGGACUCGGCCAAGAGGACUGCCAAGAUGUCUCUUUUUAAGGACCUGGAGGGGACGGAGGAUGGGAGCAGCGGCCGGUGUGCCAACGACAGGCUAAAGUGUCAGCAAAUGAGCAGUGACGAAGAGGAUUCCUCCAUCAGCCUUCCCAAAACUGAUAGAAGCAAGGUAAUGGAUGAGAAUGAGGCCGCAGAUGAGCCGUCAUGGAAGGAGCAGCACGAAUAUGCUCCCACUGUCGAAGAAAAGCCCUCCAGUCUCCUCUCCGACAGGGCUCUCCCCCUCAGCAAGAACACAGACGCCUCUCCCCCUCCCUCUCCUCCCUGCCAGCCUGCCUCGCUGCAGCGCCAAGACUCCGGGCCACGGGGCAUCAAGGGAAUCCUAAAGAAAAGCCGCUCCACCAGCGUGGAGUCGGACCACAGCGAGGGCUCCACGCCAGAUUGCGCGCCAGCCCGACAAAGCAGCGUCACCCUGAGCCACCCCGAGAGUGAGGAGGAGAUGGAGGAGAUGGAAGAGGAGGAGAAUGAGGAGGAGAUAGAGGAAGAAGAAGAGGAAGAGGUCAAUGGGGAAAACGACAGAGAGGAUGAGUCAUUAUCUGAUGAUAUCACAGACGGAGGGAGCUUCAGCAUGGAGAGACAGCAGAGGGAGGGAAGCAGCAGCAGCAGCAGCAGCAACAGCGGAGCGAGCUUUGAGGAGAUGAGGAGUCCUUCGCCUGACGAGAGCCUGGAGAAGACGUCCUCAGUGUCCGAGGAUGUUGAGGAACUGGAGAGCAGUUUGGAUGGAAGCCAGGGCUCCUCACUCAAACAGAGACUGGCAGAGUUCACAAGUGAAGGUGAGAAGAAGGAUAGAAAGAAAGCCAAACCAUCCGAGCAGGUCCAGACGUCACUGGCUGAGCGCUUCGGUCAGCUCCAUGAUGCUGAAAACGCCUGGAAGAAAAAGAAGUCCAACGUCGAUGUGGCGCCCAAGGUGUCGCUGGCAGAGAGGAUGAAGAUCCUGAAAGACAAGGAGGAGCAGUGGAAAAGCAAAGGCAAAGGAGCAGCCAACGACUCCGUCCAGUUCACUGUGGCUGGGCGCAUGGCCAAGAGAGGUCUUGUGACAGACACGGGGAAGGAUGAGUCACCUCUUAUCGCCCUCAAAAAGUCUAAUGCCACGCCUGUGAAGCCACAUGAAGAAAUCUCCAGCAGAACUGAUGUGAAGGUGGAAGGAGACAAGAGGCUCGACAAGCUCGAGUCUUUCCUCGAUAAGCUCCACAAUAAAGGUGUGAGCAAAAGCAAGACAUCCACCGUCGAGGUGACGGCAGAGACAGAGAAAGAAGUGAUGACCCUGGAUGAUGAUGAGACGUUCGGGAACUUCUACAGAUCUAUCUCACCGACAUCACUCCAGGACUCCAGCAUGGUUUUGACAGAGGAGGACCUCAGCCAGAUUCAGGCCGAUACACCAAAGCUCACCUCAGCUGUAGCAGAACACAAGCGAGCAGUACGCCCAGCCAGAAGGAACCAAGGCUCCAGGAACCCUCUGCGGGCUCUGGCCGCCCGCAAUGACAUCCGCCAGGUCUACACAGAGCAGAGGCUUAACGUGGCCUCACUGGAGACAAAGAGGAUCCAAGUGGAGAGGAUGGCAAAACACUCGAAAACUAACCUGGCUGAUGUGGCCUUGGCGGGUCUCGCCAGCAAGGAGAACUUCCGCAAGGUCAACCUGCGCAGUGUGAAAUCCACUGAUGUUGUGACCAACAAUAGCACGCUGCCUUUCAACAAGCUCAUGCUCAUUCGCAUCAAAGGUCGGAGGCACGUCCAGGUGCGCCUGGUGGAGCCCACAGCCCACUCUCUAAACAGCGGCGACUGCUUCCUUCUCAUAACACCAAAGCACUGCUACAUGUGGAGCGGAGAGUUCGCCAAUGUCAUUGAGAAAGCUAAGGCGUCCGAGAUGGCAACGUUCGUCCAGGCCAAGAGGGACCUCGGGUGUAAGGCGUCCCAGGUGACGGUGCUGGAGGAGGGCAUCAACACCGAGAGCAGAUGGGCCAAAGAGUUCUGGAGCCUGCUGGGAGGACAUACCAAGUACAGAGGGGCAGGGGAGCCGGAGGAGGACGAGCUGUACGAGAGUGGGGUGUUAGACUCUAAUGGUGUGUACAGACUGCAGGGAGACAAACUGGUGCCUCACGAAGAUGCCUGGGCCUCCAUCCCGAGUGUCACCUUGCUCGACUCCAAAGAGGUUUUAGUGUUUGAUUUUGGCAGCGAGGUGUACGUAUGGCACGGGAAAGACGUGCCCUUGGGUGACAGAAAAGUUGCAGUGAAACUGGGCAAACAGCUUUACAGCGGCAGUUACGACUACAGCAACUGCAGAGUGAACCCUUUAGACGCCUCCUGCACCAAUACAGAUGUGCCUCAAAAGGGGGAGGGUCGCCCGAGCUGGACUCUGUUUGGCCGGCUGUCCGAGCACAAUGAGACAUCCCUGUUCAGAGAGAAGUUCCUGGACUGGGCCGAGAGGAAGAAGGAGGAAGCAGCUCUAGCAGAGGAAGUCAAGAGCCCAGUCCACACCAUCGAACGACCCAUGUUCGACUUGGAACUGCAGCCAUGUGACGCCAAGGCCCUGCUGGACAACGAGCCGGAGCCGGUGAAGACAAUCCUGGAGGGAGUGAACGUCCAGCGGGGCCACGGCGUGGUGAGGGCAGAUGACGGAAGACAGGCGGAGUUGGCUACAGUAGCUGUAGAGUCCUGGCACAUCAAAGAGCACGGCGAGGAGGAACUGCCUAAAGAGAGUCUGGGCCAACUGCACGAGGGCGACGCCUACAUCAUCCGUUGGAAGUACUCUAUUACCACACUGGUUGGAAAGCGACAGAAACCCGGGGAGCUGAGUGCCGGCGCUCCUGGGAGAGAGAGGACGGCGUGUUUUUUCUGGCAAGGCAGCCGCUCCAGCGUCAGUGAGAAAGGAACGUCGGCUCUGAUGACAGUGGAGCUGGGCAGCCAUCGGGGGUCACAAGUGUUGGUGACUCAGGGAAAAGAGCCUCCGUGCUUCCUCCAGCUGUUCCAGGGAGGCUUGGUCAUCCACAAGGGCAGCAGAGAAGACAGCGCCAACAAAACAGAUGGCUGGAGGUUGUUCUGUGUCCGCGGUGAGGCAGAGGUGGAGGCCUCACUGGUGGAGGUAAAUUGCCAGCGUGCCAGUCUGCGCUCUCGUGCCAGCCUGGCGCUUCUUAACGCUCAGAAAGGCGUCCUCUACUUGUGGCACGGCUGCAAAGCACAUGUCGGUGCCAGGCAGGUGGCCAAAAGAGCUGCGGACAAGCUAACACAGAGGAAUCCUGCAGAGUUAGGUCUGAGCAGCAGCAGCAAUGUGAAAGUUGAGGAGGUGGAGGAGGGAUCUGAGCCCUCAGAGUUUACAAAGGCUCUGGGCUCGCAGGAUAAGAAGACCUACGACUGCAUGCUGCAAGAUCCAGGGAAGUACAACUACACACCUCGGCUGUUCCGGCUAAGCGCCAGCUCUGGGGUGUUCGAAGGGGAGGAGCGACUGUAUCCAGCCAGAGUGGCUGAGGGGGUGAUGGCGAUGCCUUUCCUACAGGAGAACCUUUACUCCGCACAACAGCCAGCCCUGUUCCUGCUGGAUAACCGUAUGGAGGUGUACCUGUGGCAGGGCUGGCAGCCUGAGGACACACAAUGUACCGGCUCUGCAAAGAUCCGCUGGAACAACCAGAGGAAGUGUGCCAUGGAGACGGUGCUGCAGUACUGCAAAGAGAAGAAUCCCCGACGCCCCCCUCUGGCAUAUCUGAUCCUUGCAGGCUGUGAACCUCUCACCUUCACCAACAUCUUCCCAUACUGGGAGAAGGACACCAGUAUCUCUCCAAAGGCCGAAAGCUCCAAGAACAAGGUGAUGUUAGUAAAGGAGGCGCUGUCUCAGCUCAGUAAGCAGCAGUACUCCAUCGAGGAGCUGACCAGGAAGCCGCCACCAGAGGGAGUGGACCCUCUGCGCCUGGAAGAUUACCUCUCUGACGAGGACUUUAAGAAACUUCUUGGAAUGAGUCGAGUCGAGUUCAACGCUCUGCCAAACUGGAAGCAAAAGAAUCUGAAGAAAAGCAAGAGCCUGUUUUAAAAUUCAUCAUUUUGUACACAAAUCUGCCUGUUUUUUAUGUUCUCAGCAGCUUUUCUUACAUUUUUUUUUUUAUUCCAAGAAAAAAAAAAAUCAUGUCCUCAUUUUGUAAAGGACAAAGAAAAGCAAAUGUACAAUUUUGUUCAAAUGUUGAUCUAUUUUUAAAUAACAAUGCCAUUUUUUAAUGUUUCCCUGAAAUAUUUUAGCCAAUCAUUAUGUGCAAUUGUUUAAUCUUUUUGAUGGCGAGAUGUUUUCCCUGUAUGGUUAAAAAAAAAAAAAAAAAUAGUUACCCUCAUGUUAUAAAUAUGUAAUAUACUAUAAAUGAAUGUGUUUGUGCGUGUGACACCGAACAGGUGUCGAUUUUUGUGCGAGAAUGUGUCUGUGUGAAAAUUGCCUGUGGUUUUAAAACUGAGGGAGUUAUUCAUUGAUUUUUAUAUUUCACGGGAGAAGCCAGCUCUGUGUAAUGGGAUUAAAUUGUUCAGCAAAAAUGUCUCCAAUUAGAGGCUGACAAAGAAAAGAAGCAAACAAAUCAAAGUUUAGAGAACAUUCGCUAUAAUUGUGGACAUUUGAGAGAAACGUGGUCGUAAACAAAGAUUGUAUUGUAGACGUCUGACUCAUAAUUGUAACAGCAAAUAUAUCCUUUUAAUUGAAGGUGUGUUUGGAUGGGGUGUGAGAAAGUAAACUCCCAAAUCCCAAAGAAAACAUGAAAAGUUAACUCCAUCAUAUUGAUGCUACUGACUGUCAGCAUCACUGAAACUAACCCUGGUUUGGUACUGAAUACUUCCUGGUUCUCAUGAACAACUGCCUGUGCGCCAGUGAUGGCAGCCAUCUGAUCAACUGGUUUUUAGGGACCAAAUUUAAUCUUUUUGUCUUGUUAUAAAUGUGAUGUGUGUGUGUGUGUGUGUGUGUGUGUGUGUGUGUGUGAGAGAGAGUGUGCAACUCUAAAAGUAUUAAGUGUGUGUGGGAAUGUGUGAGAGUGACUACCUGUGCAUUUAUAGCUGUAGCUGACACCACAAAUGUAUACUGCGAAUGUGAUGGAAUGGUGUGUGUGAAUCAAACUGCCUGUGAUGUCGGAAUUAGGAAACUCUCUGCAUGAUGUUCACAAAAAUAUUUUUGCUCUACUCAAGUAUUAAUGUGCUGCAAUAUGCAUCUUUUUUUUGUGAUACAUAAGAUCUGCAUUAUAAGCGGAGACAAGCUUCCAGGCCAGCUUUUACUUCAUGGCACAUACCAGUACACAUUGGUGGGAGGGAAAUGAGAUAUUAAAGUUCACAAUUCCCCUUUUUAAAUAAAGUAUUUUAAAAAUGCUUGGUUGUUACUGUCU
Epinephelus moara (kelp grouper) is the source of this 6346-nucleotide messenger RNA. It is a transcript of the gene svild, whose product is annotated as supervillin d. The transcript is spliced from 29 exons. The coding region runs from base 520 to 5028 and encodes 1502 amino acids. Gene Ontology annotation, biological process: cytoskeleton organization; barbed-end actin filament capping; actin filament severing. The record is from RefSeq and is a predicted model, not a curated record. Gene Ontology annotation, cellular component: actin cytoskeleton; cytoplasm. Gene Ontology annotation, molecular function: actin filament binding; phosphatidylinositol-4,5-bisphosphate binding. NCBI's taxonomy places the organism in Eukaryota, Metazoa, Chordata, Actinopteri, Perciformes, Serranidae.